Chara braunii is the source of this 1363-nucleotide messenger RNA. NCBI's taxonomy places the organism in Eukaryota, Viridiplantae, Streptophyta, Charophyceae, Charales, Characeae. The record is from the annotation of a GenBank genome assembly.
GCGCAAAAGAGAUACAUGGAACACGUCAUGUAAGUUAGCGCGGUACAUGGAAUCGGGGAGCUUCAAUUUGAAGCUCACCGGGCAGUCAUGAUUGGGUCCGGCGGGUGCAAGAAUGGUACAUGGUCCAAUAUAUCGACGCCAGAAUUUUCGAAGCGUGUCAGCUUCGGGCUGGAAGUGAAGCGCGUCGACAAGAACCUCGUCGCCAACUUUGAAGGGAUGAUCGAUGCGAGAGCGGUUAGCGCGAGUGGCCAUGUGAGUCUGGGAAUCAGCAAUGCUCUCGCGAGCCUUGCUAAGAAGCGCAUCCAUCUCCUUUACCCAAUCAUUGAGGGCAGGGCAUUUGGUGUCGGGAUGGAUCUGAGAUGGACGGAGAAGAACAGAGUCCUCAAGGAGGUCUUGGAACAUCGUGUUCAUAGCCGUCUGGAAAGUGGUGGGGGCAUUACGGAGACCGAAAGGCAUGACGAUAAACUCAUAGUGCCCAAAACGAGAACGAAAAGCGGUCUUGGGCUGGUCCUCCUCGGCUAUGCGGAUUUGGUGAUAUCCGCUACGAAGAUCGAUCUUCGUGAAGAAAUGGUGAUCGGUAAGGCAGUCAAACAGAUCAUCCACGCGAGGCAUGGGAUAGUGGUUUUUGACCGUGUAGCGGUUGAGACCGCGGUAGUCAAUACAGAGAUGAAGGGUGUCGUCCUUCUUGUGAUCGAAGAGGACCGGGGCACUCCAUGGGGAAGUACUCGGUUUAAUGAAGCCCUGACCAAGCAGCUCCUCAAGUUGGCGCUUGAGUUCCUGGGCUUCGGGAACCGAAAGGUGAUAUGGGGCACGAUUCUUAAUGCGAUAGUUGGGCUCGAGCUGGAUGUGGUGCUCGAUAUCGCGCAUGGGAGGGAUACUGAUGUAGGAGACGGAUGGUGGGAAAGCAUCACGAUACUCGCGAAGGACGGCACCAACGCUAGACGGCAAGGAAGAGAGAAGGGUGUCAAAUUCCUUGGCAGCGACGGCGUCUGAAGCAGAGGUGGAGGGAGUCUGUGUGGAGGUAGGGAGUGAGGGUGUAUCCGUGGUAAGGGAAGCGAGGAAGUGAGAUGGGCUAGCAGGAGUAGAGGAGGGUAAGGAAGUUGAGGAAUCAUGAGGGUCGGGGGGCUCGGGAGGUGGUGGAUCGAGCUCGACCAACUCAACAUCCUUAUGCAUUGAGUCGCAAGUAAGGAGAUCCGUGAUGUCGACAACAUAAAGUUCUACAUCAGGCUGACGAAGGAAGUGGUGGAACUGGGUAGGUGUACAAAUGGUGGCAUUAACAGGGGGGGNGGUGGCAUUAACAGGGGGGGGGGGGGGGGUAGAGCCCGAUUUGCCCAACAACCGAAUACGGUAUUGCUUCCCAUCC